This is a messenger RNA of Saprolegnia parasitica CBS 223.65, 4942 nucleotides long. RefSeq lists its product as hypothetical. Lineage: Eukaryota; Oomycota; Saprolegniomycetes; Saprolegniales; Saprolegniaceae. The record is from RefSeq and is a predicted model, not a curated record. The transcript has 11 exons. Bases 38 to 4942 code for a protein of 1634 amino acids. Gene Ontology annotation, molecular function: DNA binding; histone demethylase activity. Gene Ontology annotation, biological process: chromatin remodeling. Gene Ontology annotation, cellular component: nucleus.
CUCGGUCGGCCACCGACGCGUCUUCUGUCCCGCUCGCAUGUCCAGCUCCGUUGAAGCCGACGGCGUCUGCCAGGACGCGAACGGCUACAUCUGCCCACCGUGCUUAAUUUUCUACCCGACCGCCGCUGAAUUUGAAAAUCCAUUGCACUACAUUGCGAGCAUCCGCGACGAGGGCCGCAAGACUGGUAUCUGCAAGAUCGUGCCGCCCAAAGGCUGGCGCCCGCCUUUCGCCGUGAAUGAAAAAAAAUUCCGCUUCCGCACGCGGCUCCAACCGCUCUACUGCAUCGAGGGCAACGCACGCGAGGAAGGCCAGUUCCUCGAGGCCCUGCGCAUGUUUCACUACCGUCGCGGCGCACCGAUGCACGACCUGCCGUCGAUCGACGGCAAGCCCGUGCCGUUCCAGCUGCUCUACCGAAGUGUCUCGGAGCUCGGCGGCUUUGUAGCGGUCGAGACGGACCAGCAGUGGCCGGCCGUGAUUGCGAAUCUCAAUGCGCUCUCGACGCUGCGCAUUCCGCUGGCCUCGAGCAACCUCGUUCGCGACCUCUACCACGCUUACCUCCUGAGCUACGAAGAGCACGAGAAGUCAUCGACGACAGACGACGCCAAGGCCAUCUCGGCGCCCGCGACGCCGUUGCACACACCGGCGCAGACUCCGGCGCAGACGCCUGCGCAGACGCCGUCGACGCAAGACGACGACGAAGAGGGCUCGCCGCAGAUCGUCAUGAAGAAGCGUGGUCGCGGCCGGCCACGCAAGGCGGAGACCGCGCCGUCGACGCCCCAAAAGCCGACGAGUUCGGACGCGAGCAGUCCGCCGGCCAUCUUCCCAGGCUUGAUCAAGCGCGGUCGCGGCCGGCCUCGAAAGAACCAAACCGGUCCUCGCAUUGUCAUGCCGGACGAGCAAGAGCCGGUGCCGCCGUCGCAGCUCGAGCCGUCGGGUCUCUUCUCGGACCCGACGCGCACCGAGCGCCUGUCGCCGCCCAUUGUCCGAUUGCAGCAAAAGUUUUACCGUGCGUUCCAGACCGCCGAGCCGCUGCUGGGCGAAGUCAAGCGCGUCAUGGGCGGCAAGAAGCCGUCCGUCGCGAUCGAGUAUGCGAACGGCGCGAAGGACAGCGUGUCGUACGCGACGAUGCAGUUUAUCCUAGCCAACGGCAGCGACCCCGCCUCGGCCAAGCUGGCGCUCUCGGAGGAAGUUUGCCAGAUCUGCCUCCGCGCCGACUGCCGCGACCGGAUGCUGCUUUGCGACGGCUGCAACGGCGGGUACCAUGCGUUCUGCAUCGCACCGCCGCUCUCGGCCAUGCCCCAAGGCGACUGGUUCUGCGAGUCGUGCAUGAACGAGAAGGCGGCGACGACGUCGACCAACCAAAAGUUCGGCUUUGAGACCGGCCCCGAGUACACGCUCGCGGCGUUCAAGGCGCAGGCGGACAAGUGGCUACUCGAGCACUUUGACGGGAAAAUGCCGACGCCGCAGGAGCUCGAGGCCGAGUACUGGCGGCUCCUGAACUCGCCCAACCACAAGAUCGAAGUCGAGUACGGCAGCGAUGUUGACACAGGUGUCAACGGGUCGGGGUUCCCGGUUCUCGACAAGCUCAAGAAGCUCCGGUCGCGGCUCCACGAGCGCUGGAAGAAUGUGCAUUUGCACGCCAAAGAGCUCGACCCGAGCGACGUCGCACUCCAGGCCCUCCUCGUCGAAGGCCUCGCGAUGAAGAACGAGUCGGAUUUCGACGCGAUCAACCAGCUCGAGAUGUAUGCGAGAAGCCCUUGGAACCUCACCAACCUCCCGAAACUCAACGGGUCACUGCUCCAGUACCUCGACGAGGACAUCAAGGGCGUCAUGGUGCCCUGGCUCUACGUCGGCAUGGCCUUCUCGACGUUUUGCUGGCACGUGGAAGACCACAACUUUUACUCGAUCUCGUACCUGCACCGCGGCGCGCCCAAGACGUGGUACGGCGUGCCGGGCCACGCGGCCGGCAAGAUGGAGGCUGUCAUGCGCAAGCUGACGCCCGACCUCUUUGUGCACCAGCCGGACCUGCACCUGCAGCUCGUGACCAUGUUUUCGCCCGAGACGCUGCGCAAGCACGAUGUGCCCGUGUAUCGCGCGACGCACGAGCCUAACGAGUUUAUCGUGACGUUUCCGUCCUCGUACCACGGCGGCUUCAACAACGGCUUCAACCUCGCCGAGGCCGUCAACUUUGCGACGCCCGAUUGGCUGCCGUGGGGCCACCAAGCCGUCCAAAACUACAAACGCUUUGGCAAAGUGCCCGUCUUUUCUCACGACGCGCUUCUGUGCACGCUGACGCUGGCGGCGAUCGAGCACACCAAGACGAUGGAGUACCCGGGCUUUGUGUCGCAACUCCUCCCGAGUCUCAAGCAACUCUACCAAGAAGCGCUCGCGUUCGACACCGCGGGCAAGCGCCUGCCCAAGGCCGAAGACAUGACGGCAUACCUCGCGUCGCACGGCCGCGCGUCAUCGUCCACGCGCAACUCGGCGCGCAUGCGGGACUCCAAGGCCGACGACGACGGUGACGACAAAGGGCGCGCCGGCAAGAUGAUGGCGUCGGGCAAGAUGAUGGCGUCGGGCAAGAUGAUGGCGGGCGGCUCGCGCAUGUCGCGCAUGGUGCUCUGGGCCGGCCGCUCGGGCAAGAACGAAGGUCUCCGCUGCUCGAAGUGCGCGCAGUACUGCUACCUCCAGGCCGUCGUGUGCCUCCGUUGCCGCCACGUUGGGUGCGCCGACCACAUGGAAAACAUGUGCAAGUGCGACCCGAACCAAUUUGGGUGUUUUUUGUACCGGAUGCACCCGAGCCAGCUCUUGGAGUACAUCCAAGCGAUCGAGACGAAAGUGACCAACCUCACGAGCUGGGAAGUCCAGGCCAAGACGUUCUCGACCGUCAAGGGCCUCGAGGAAGUCGUGCGCAUUGGCGAGAACCUCGUCGCACAGGGUCUCUGGGUGCCCGAAGACGUCCUCGCGACGCUCCAAGCCACGUACAAGCUCUUUCUCGCGUGGCGCAACCGCGCGAGUCCACUCUUGGACAAGGCGCGGAAGCAGCCGACAACCACGAUGAAGGAGCUGCAGGCGCUCAUCAGCGAGGCCUCGGCCAUGGCUUUUGUCAUUCCCGAACUCGAGCGGCUCAAGGCGCUGCAGCAGGACGUCGAGGCCAAGCAGGUGGCCGCGCAAGGCAUCAUGCAGCAAAUCGUGUGCCUCAAAAUGCAACAAGGCCGACCGCUCGACGAAGUAGCGAACGACUGGACGACGCUUCUCAAGGACGAGGCCGCGCCGCUCUCGGCGCUGGUCGAGACGAUCCAAGCAGCGGUCGACUCGCUCAACUCGCUCGGCGUGCUCGUGCCCGAGCGCAGUCUGCUCAUGAGUGACCUCGCGUACGUCAACUGGCUCUUGGCCGCCAACACGCUCUUGAUGCGGUCGACGACCAAUGUGCACAACGUGCCGCCGCAGGACUGGACCGUCUUUGAGAUGUUCCCGUCGAUGCUCGACCUCAACGCGCUCUGGAGCUCGCCGGCGCGCAACCUCGUGCACCAGGGCUGGAAGCUUGACAAGCUCUCGGAGCUCCGCGCGCUCUGCGAGAGCGAGCGCCUCAAGCUCUCGCUGGAAGACAAGGUCCGCGCCGUCAUCUCGCUCGAGGAACUCGAGGACAUGGCGAAGCGGCUCAUCCAGCUGCCGGCUGUGCCGAUGGAGGCGGUCCAGCUCUUGCAGCGCCUCAAGGACGGCAAGCAGUGGGAAGCCAACGUGGCCACGCGCAUGGACGAGAAGAUUGCGCUCUCGGACGCGCUGGAGCUCGAAGCGCAGGCCGAAGCCGUCGGCAUUCCUGCGUCGUCGCUCUUGCGUCGACAGCUGCACAACCGCAUCCAGGACGCGCGGCGCUGGCACGUGCGGGCGUUUGGGCUCUUCAAGCACCCGGUGCCCGCCGACGCCGACGGUAUCUUUGUGCUGCAAAACGUCCUCGACGCGGCCGGCGCGCACCAAGAUGACUUGACGGCGCUCGUGUGCGUCUGCCAGCAAGUGUGCUCGAGCAAAGUGCCGCUCCUGCGCUGCUCGGGGUGUUCGCGGCAGUUCCACCACACCUGCGUCGGGGCGCCGUCGGACCGCCCGCCGACUGCGCCGUACCUCUGCCAAGAGUGCUGCCAAGCACGGCGCAAGACGUACAUGUACCGGGGCGGGCCGCCGGCGCCGCUCUACUGUCUCUGCCGCGAGCCGAUCGACAACGUCCCGAUGGUCUGCUGCGACUUUUGCGACGAGUGGUACCACGCCAAGUGCAUUGGCAUCUCGCCCACCGUCAUGAGCACGCUCGAGGCGUACCGCUGCAGCGCCUGCGCGCUCCGGCAGGGCCAAGUCGUGGGCCUCAUUGCGCGCGGCGAGUGCCUCUCGGUGGAGCUCCCCGCCCUCGACGACCUCCGCGCGCUCGUGCUCCGGGGCACCGAUCUCCACAACGCGAUUGUGAGCUUUGAGGCGCACUUUUUCAGCACGUUUUCGAUCCGGUCGAUUCUGCCGCGCCUGCCCGACGUCAUGGCUGCGCUCCAGACGCAGCUGGACGAGCUCCGCCGGUACGAAGCACUCGUGCAGCUCGAGGCCGCGCACAAGAAGUUGCGCGCGAUCCAGUGGUGCGUCCGCGCCUGCGAGCUCACGCUCGCCAACAAGUCGGCACCGCGGUAUUCGCAGCUGGUGAUCCUUCUGGGCGACGCCAAGCAAGACAAGCUCGAGUUUCCGAACGAAGAGAUGCGCCACUUUUACGGCGAGAUCGAAGCCAACGUCAACCGUGCGGUCGUCUGGGUCGAGAGCGUCAAGCAGCUGCACUUGAACCCCGCGGCGCAGACGUACGCGCACUUGGCGCAGCUCCGGUCGGCCGCCGAGGAGAUCUCGCAGUACCUCGUGCUGCCCGACACGGCGGUCACCAACUUUAACGUCGCGCUCAAGUACGACGGGCGCGAGUAG